Ostrea edulis (European flat oyster) is the source of this 1616-nucleotide messenger RNA. Its product is annotated as serine/threonine-protein kinase mos-like. Gene Ontology annotation, biological process: protein phosphorylation. Lineage: Eukaryota; Metazoa; Mollusca; Bivalvia; Ostreida; Ostreidae. The transcript has a single exon. The record is from RefSeq and is a predicted model, not a curated record. The coding region runs from base 257 to 1240 and encodes 327 amino acids. Gene Ontology annotation, molecular function: protein kinase activity; ATP binding.
UUGUUACAACACGGAGUAAACAAGCACCUGACAGUCUAUUAACGCCUCCAUUAGAGGUUUUGGAGCCGGGGUGUCAAUAGUCCGAGUGAACCAGCGUUACUAACCUUCGGGGUACCUUCAGUUAUUAGAUGGUAGAGUAUCGUGACCAGCCAACCACAGCUUAGUACUGCUCAGUACAAGGACAUAUUUAAGACAAGGAUCUGGUCUCGCGACAAACCCUUGUUAUUGAAUUUUGAAGGAAUGCACACUCGACAAGAUGAAAACUGCAAAUCACCUCAAUACAAAUCCCAUGAUGAAGACGAGUUUCACCAAGAGAAGCUGGCAGAAGUUAAAGAAUUUGUUGUCCAAGUACAGGCGAGGUCGGAGAGUUUCCCGCAAGUUUAAAAUUAACUUGGUGAAUGGCAAGAGAAAAACAAAGCUGAACAAGUAUGACGUGAAACUGGGACACUUACUGGGGACGGGCGGGUUCGGAUCUGUGUAUCUGGGAGCCUUCAGACAACGCGAUGUUGCAGUGAAAAUCAUGCAUAAACAAUGUAAAAACGUAGCGGCCCAGUUAGAGAGUUUUAAGGCCGAGCUUCACGUUCUGGACUUUGAUCAUGAGAACAUCGUGAGGACUUUAGCCGCUACCUCCAUACAAGAAUUUCACGAAGGAGCGUGGAUAGUGAUGGAGUACGCCGGGAAUAAAACACUGCAGACCCUGAUUAAUCUGGAAGAGUUGGGACAGGAGACGAGAAUCAAGUUCGCCCUUCAGUUAUCGGAUGCUCUCCGGUAUCUCCAUGAUAAUCACGUGAUACAUCUAGACCUGAAACCCACAAACAUUCUCGUUUCUGCCUGUUGGGAUGUAAAACUCGCGGACUUUGGCUGCUCACAGAAAGCGGAGGCAAACACUGGGCUAAUCAGCCCCACCCAGCGCUCCCACCUGACGGGAACCUUUGCUUACCGCGCCCCGGAACUUCUUAAGGGUCAGAUCCCCUCCUGUAAGGCGGACAUUUACGCUCUAGGUGUGACUUUGUGGCAGAUGUUAACGCGGGAAAACCCGUAUGGGAAUGAGAAUCAGCAUGUGGUUAUAUUCAGUGUUGUGGCGUAUGGACAUCGCCCCGCCCACCCGAACAUUAAGCUGGACCCUUUCGAAGAGUGUUACCGAGAUCUCUACACACAGUGCUGGUCAGUGGCUCAAUGCGACCGGCCCUCGGCAGAAGAACUUUACGAAACGCUCAAGAUCUGGACUGAACACAUGUAGCUGUUCACGUCGACCGUGAUAUGGGGUCAAAUUCCUGGACUGUGAUAAUUUGAGCGCUGUUUUUGCAUUUGGAGGCCUUUUUCUAUAUUUGCUAUUUUUUGUGCUAUUGCACGUUGUUGUUUUUAUAAUUUAUACAUGUAUUUAUUAUUUUAAAAUCGCCCUCGCACCACCUCGCGAUCUGAUGGUCGCACCUUGCGAUGGGUGGUGCGAGGGAGUUUGUACAAGUAUUUAUUUGUUUAUACAUUAUGUUGUUUUUUUGAGAGCCUUUUCUCUCUUUACAUUUUUUCACCUUUAUACAUGAUUGUACAUAGUUUAUAUACACUUUAUCUUUACAAGUGCUUUGUUGUUACAAAAUUUAAUAAAUGUUAUACAUGAA